AGCGACUGAAGCAAGUGUCAGCAGGACAGGCGGAGGCAGAGGCAGAGGUGGCUGGCUGCGCUCUGAGGGAGCAAGUGGAGUGCUCAUCACAGCCUCUCUCUUGCACCAGUCAUGAAUCCUCAGUGUGCUCGCUGUGGCAAAAUUGUUUAUCCCACGGAAAAAGUGAACUGCCUGGACAAGUAUUGGCACAAAUCAUGUUUCCAUUGCGAGAUCUGCAGAAUGACCCUAAAUAUGAAAACGUACAAAGGAUACGAGAAGAAACCUUAUUGCAACGCGCAUUACCCAAAGCAGCAAUUCACCAUCGUUGCUGAUACACCAGAAAACCUCCGCCUGAAGCAACAGAGUGAAUUGCAGAGUCAGGCCAAGUAUAAAGAAGACUUUGAAAAGAACCGGGGAAGAGGAUUUAGUAUUGUGACUGACACUCCUGAACUGCAAAGAUUAAAAAGAACUCAAGAGCAAAUUAGUAAUAUUAAAUACCAUGAGGACUUUGAACGGACAAGAGGCAAGGGCUUCACUUCAGUAUCUGAUGACCUGGUAACAGAGCAAGCAAGAAAGAACACUCAGUUUGUGAGUGAUGCAAUGUACAAGGGAGUGCAUCCCCAUGUGGUGGAGAUGGAGAAAGGCAGAUCUAGCAUUAUGGGAGCUGCUGUGCUUCCUGGAGCUUACCAGCAAAUGCAUUCCCCUCAUUCUACUGGAUAUGGCUACAUGCAUCAGUCCAGCAUUGGUUCUGUGAGGCCGCAGCAAUCUCUUCCUCAUGCCGUUAAUAUGAGGACGUUCCGAGCGAUGUAUGAUUACACUGCGGCUGACGAGGAUGAGGUUUCCUUCAAGGAUGGUGACUACAUCAUCAAUGUACAAGCAAUUGAUGAAGGCUGGAUGUACGGCACUGUCCAGAGAACUGGAAAAACUGGAAUGCUUCCAGCAAACUAUGUUGAAUCCCUUCACUGAAUCCAGUUUCUCACCAUUCGUGCUUAAUCCUUUAUUUUUAUUACACUAAAUGGUAAUUAAAAUGUCAAGAGAGAGAAAUGAAUCUGUUAAGUAUAUUAAAAUCCUAUUUACUAUCUAAGUAGCUUUUCAUUAUUGUAUUACUGAUGUAUUCUUAGGACUUUCUAAGGGACUGUUCUUCCAAACUGACCAAUCUUAUUCAGUAGGAAGACAAUAUAAUAGACCAAGGUUUCCUGCAGUCAGUAAGGCUCUUAAUAAUGUUGACAUAUCAACAUUGAUUGUGCUAGUCUCUAACAGUGAAACUGAAACAUUGUCAGCUGUUGGAUUUGUGUUACAACUUAUGAUCAGCUCUGAUCAUUUACUGUAUCACAAGUGUGAUAGAAUCAAUUGCUGUGUGCAAUUUUGCUUAGUUUGCUUCUAAAGUAUUUGCAGAUUUCUGUUUUGCAGUGUUUUAAGUUCAAAAUACUUAACCUGGAGGUAAUGUGUGUUACAACUGGUUGUGGGUUAAUAUUGGAGAGAUUUAAUACUAACUAGUGCACAUUUGUAUUUUGCCUGUGAGAUGCACAAGAUUACUAAUGUCAGCUGUAUAACUUGAAGUAUUUCCUUAGUGGAACUCUGUCUUUCUUCCUAUGCACUGUGGAUAUUUCAAGCACUUUCUUAACACUGAGAUGAAUUGUCCCUGUACAGGUCGCUCUGUGAUGUUUUAUUCCAGAAAAAAUUAUUGCCUUUUUAACUUUGGAGUUAAUUGCAUUAUUAGAAACUUAGGUCCUAAUAUACAAGUGUCAUCUAGUUUGGUUCAGUUUGUUUUGUUUUGCUUUGCUUUGCUUGAUUUAAUUAUUGGUUAUGCAUGCUUUGUCUAAAAUGUUCAUUAGCCAAUAAAGACAGUUUACUGAAUUGGUUAUAAGGUAACUCUCAUUAACUUUUAUCUGGGUGAACGAACAGUUCUGUACGACUGGCACAACAAUGCAGUGAUUAGUGCCAUAAAGGGUUAAAUAAAGAAACUGAAGUAU
Messenger RNA from Hemiscyllium ocellatum (epaulette shark), 1952 nucleotides. It is a transcript of the gene nebl, whose product is annotated as nebulette. The transcript has 7 exons. Gene Ontology annotation, cellular component: focal adhesion. The record is from RefSeq and is a predicted model, not a curated record. Lineage: Eukaryota; Metazoa; Chordata; Chondrichthyes; Orectolobiformes; Hemiscylliidae. The coding region runs from base 112 to 945 and encodes 277 amino acids. Gene Ontology annotation, molecular function: actin filament binding.